AGGCCCUCGCCUGUCCCGUCCCAGGUCGGCCCCGGCUCUAGGGAGGGCGGCCCGGAAGCGGUGCUCGCCGGCGAUGUGGGGCAGCGAUCGACUGGCGUGUGCGGGGGGAGGCGGGGUAGCCGUGACAGUGGCCUUCACCAACGCUCGCGACUGCUUCCUCCACCUGCCUCGGCGUCUAGUGGCCCAGCUGCACCUGCUGCAGAAUCAAGCUAUAGAAGUAGCCUGGGGUAACCAGCCUACGUUCUUAAGCUGGGUGGAAGGCAGGCAUUUUAGUGACCAAGGCGAAAAUGUGGCUGAAAUUAACAGACAAGUUGGUCAGAAACUUGGACUUUCAAAUGGGGGACAGGUGUUUCUCAAGCCAUGUUCAUGUGUGGUAUCUUGUCAGCAAGUUGAGGUGGAACCCCUCUCAGCAGACGAUUGGGAGAUACUGGAGCUGCAUGCUGCUUCCCUUGAACAGCAUCUUCUAGAUCAAAUUCGAAUAGUUUUUCCAAAGGCCAUUUUUCCUGUUUGGGUUGAUCAGCAAACUUACAUUUAUAUCCAGAUUGUUUCACUAAGGCCAGCUGCCACCUAUGGAAGGCUGGAAGCUGACACCCAACUCCUCGUUCAGCCAACGGCACGCCAAACCAAAGACAACACACUUUCAAAAGCAGAUGAUGCACAAGGAAAAUAUCAUAAUUAUGGAAGAGACCAAGAAAGACUGACAAAAGAACUUCAUACCAAACAACUUCAGUCUAACACUGUGGGAGUCACUGCAUCUAAUGGAACGGAUUCAGGACUUACAAUGGAGUCAUCAACACCAAGCUUAUGGACUAUGAUAGGAAGCAUUUUUUCUUUUGGCUCUGAGAAAGAACAAAAGACUUCCUGGGGUUUAACUGAAAUUAAUGCAUUCAGAAAUAUACAGUCAAAGGUUGUUCCUCUAGACAACAUUUUCAGAGUAUGUAAAUCUCAGCCUCCCAGUGUAUGUAACACCUCAGCAACUUCUGCAUUUCGGAAACACUGUGCCAUUCAUGUAUUUCCAUGGGACCAGGAAUACUUUGAUGUGGAGCCCAGCUUUACCGUGACCUAUGGAAAGUUAGUUAAGCUUCUUUCUCCGAAGCAACAGCAAAGUAAAACAAAGCAAAAUAUCCUGUCCCCUGAAAAAGAGAAGCAGGUGUCAGAACUAUUGGAUCAAAAACAAAUUAGCUCAGACCAUAGUCAAGAUGCUGGUAAGACCUGCGUACUAAAGGUAGUCUGGAAUGGACUUGAGGAACUGAAGAAUGCCAUGAAAUACACCAAAAAUAUAGAAGUUCUCCAUCUUGGGAAAGUCUGGAUUCCAGAUGACCUGAGAAAGAGACUAAAUAUAGAAAUGCAUGCAGUCGUCAGAAUAACUUCAGUGGAAAUUACCCCCCAAAUUCCAAGAUCUCUAAAAUUACAACCUAGAGAGAACUUACCUAAAGAUAUAAGUGAAGAAGCCAUAAAAACUGUGUUCUAUUCAUGGCUACAACAGUCUACUACCCCCACACUCCCUUUAGUGAUAUCAGAGGAAGAAACCAUUAAGCUGGGAAUUAAAGAUGGGCUGAAGGAAUUUUCUCUGAGUAUAGUUCAUUCGUGGGAAAAAGAAAAAGGCAAAGCAAAAAAUAUUUUUCUGUUGAGUACCAAUCUGCUGCAGAAAGCCACAAUACAAGUCCUUCUAGAUCCUAUUGUUAAAGAAGAAAACAGUGAGGAAAUUGACUUUGUUCUUCCUUUUUUAAAGCUGAAUUCUUUGGGAGGAGUGACUUCCUUAGGCAUAUCCUCCAUGGAGCACAUCAUUCACAGCCUCCUGGGACGCCCCUUGUCUCGGCAGCUGAUGUCCCUUGUGGCCGGACUUAGGAACGGCGCCCUUUUACUCACAGGAGGAAAGGGGAGUGGAAAAUCAACUUUAGCCAAGGCAAUUUGUAAAGAAGCAUUUGACACAUUGGAUGCACAUGUGGAAGUAGUUGACUGUAAAGCUUUGCGAGGAAAAAGACUUGAAAACAUACAAAAAUCCUUAGAAGCCGCUUUCUCAGAGGCAGCAUGGCGGCAGCCAUCUGUCGUUCUGUUAGACGAUCUCGAUCUCAUCGUUGGCCUGCCCGCCCUCCCUGAACACGAGCACAGCCCUGAUGCAGUGCAGAGCCAGCGCCUCGCACACGCAUUAAACAAUAUGAUAAAAGAAUUUAUUUCCGUGGGAAGUUUGGUUGCACUGAUUGCCACAAGCCAGUCUCAACAUUGUCUGCAUCCUUUACUUCUGUCUGCCCAAGGAAUUCACAUAUUUCAGUGCUUCCAGCGUAUUCAUCCUCCUAAUCAGGAACAAAGAUGUGAAAUUCUGCAUAGUAUAAUAAAAAAUAAACUGGACUGUGAUAUGAGCAAGUUUACUGAUCUUGACUUGUACCUUAUAGCUAAAGAAACAGAAGGCUUUGUAGCUAGAGAUUUUACAGUGCUUGUGGAUCGAGCCAUACAUUCUCGUCUCUCUCUUCAGAGUAUAUUCACCAAGGAAGAAUUAGUUUUAACAACAUUGGACUUCCAAAAAGCUCUCCAUGGAUUUACUCCUGCAUCCCUGCGAAACGUCAACCUCCAUAAACCUAGAGACCUAGGCUGGAAUAAGAUUGGUGGAUUACAUGAAGUUCGGCAGAUACUCAUGGAUACUAUCCAGUUACCAGCCAAGUACCCAGAAUUAUUUGCAAACUUGCCCAUACGACAGAGAACAGGUGUACUAUUGUAUGGUCCUCCUGGAACAGGAAAAACCUUACUAGCUGGGGUAAUAGCACGAGAGAGUGGAAUGAAUUUUAUUAGUGUCAAGGGGCCAGAAUUACUCAGCAAAUAUAUUGGAGCAAGUGAACAAGCUGUUCGUGAUAUUUUUGUUAGAGCACAGGCUGCAAAGCCCUGCAUUCUUUUCUUUGAUGAAUUUGAAUCCAUUGCUCCUCGAAGAGGCCAUGAUAAUACUGGCGUUACAGACCGAGUAGUUAACCAGUUGCUGACUCAGUUGGAUGGAGUAGAAGGUUUACAGGGUGUUUAUGUGUUGGCUGCCACUAGUCGCCCUGACUUGAUUGACCCUGCCCUCCUUAGGCCUGGUCGACUAGAUAAAUGUGUAUUUUGCCCUCCUCCUGAUCAGGUGUCGCGUCUUGAAAUUUUAAACGUUCUCAGUGACUCUCUGCCUCUGGCAGAUGAUGUUGACCUUCAGCAUGUAGCAUCAGUAACUGACUCCUUUACUGGAGCGGAUCUGAAAGCUUUGUUCUACAAUGCUCAGUUAGAGGCCUUACAUGGAAGACUGCUCGCGUGUGGACACCAAGAUGGGAAUUCCAGCUCUGACAGUGACCUGAGCCUGUCUUCGAUGGUUUUUCUCAACCACAGCAGUGGCUCUGAUGAUUCAGCUGGAGAUGGAGAAUGUGGUUUAGAGCAGUCCCUUGUUUCUCUAGAGAUGUCUGACCUACUUCCAGAUGAAUCAAAAUUCAACAUGUACCGGCUCUACUUUGGAAGCUCUUACGAAUCAGAACUUGGAAAUGGAACCUCUUCUGAUUUGAGCUCACAGUGUUUGUCUGCACCAAGCUCCGUGACUCAGGAUUUUCCUGGAGUUCCUGGGAAAGAUCAGUUGUUUUCACAACCUCCAGUGUUGAGGACAGCUUCACAGGAGGGUUACCACGAACUUACACAAGAACAAAGGGACCAACUGAGGGCAGACAUCAGCGUUAUCAAGGGCAGAUACCAGAGCCAGAGUGGAGAGGAUGAAUCCCUUAAUCAACCAGGACCAAUCAAAACUAGUCUGGCUAUUAGUCAGUCUCAUUUAAUGACCGCACUUGGUAACAUGAGGCCGUCCAUUAGUGAAGAUGACUGGAAGAAUUUUGCUGAGCUGUAUGAAAACUUUCAAAAUCCUAAGAAGAGAAAAAAUCAAAGUGGAACAGUGUUUCGACCUGGACAGAAAGUAACUUUGGCAUAAAAUAUAUGUCUGAUUUUUGUGUGUGUGUGUGUGACUUGUAACAGUAAAAAUUGUGUCUGUAAAAUUUCUUUUUAAUUUAACAAAUCAGGUUAAUUUAUAAAAUCGCAGAUUGGUAAAUGCUGUGAUUAUGUAAUGAUCAAUAUAACUUGAGAUUAAUGCUUUAGAAAAGUUUGAUAUUUAUAACAGAUGCUGUAUUUUAUUUCCUAUAAAAGUCUAUAUUAACUCUUUAAUGAAAUAGUAAUAGCCAAAUGGUAUGACUAAUUCAUUUCUCCUUUUAAGAAAAAAUAAUACAUAUAGUAUCUAAUUAAAUAUAUUUUUGAAACUCACCGGUAGUUGCAUAUUCAGCAUCUUUUUAGCAUUUAACAAAUUUUAUGUAUAGCAAAUUCUUGACUGUUUUGGAAAUAAAAUAUCCUAUUAUUUACAGAUCAUAUUAUCUGUUGUUCUUAUAUCAGAAAGUGCACUAUUUACACACAAUUCACAUAAAUUUAAUUAUCACCUCACCCAGAAAUGAGGUCAUACCCCCUGGCAUACUACAUCCAGCUCCAAGUCUAGGAUCUUUGAGUGACGUCUAGAUUCCAUCAUGAUUUUAUCUAGAUAGUCUCCAGUCUGUGAACUACAAUGUGAAGUCAGCUACCACCAACACAAACUAUGUGUAGUAAUGGAGUAAGGAGAAAGGAAAAAGAAGGAAGUUAAUUAAAAUACAUAAAUAAAUAAAUACACAAGACAGCAAAGGACAUAUAGGCAGUAAUCAUUGUCCUUUCUACAGUUAACCAUGAGGCCAUGGCUGGGCCAUGCCUGGAAUUUUUGACUUCCAUGUUCCUCUGACUUCAGCCAGCACCUCAGUGAAUUAGAGUGCUUUACUAGGUUGUCGCUGGUAGGUGCCAUCAAGUAGGUCCCAAGUCCUAGCAUACUCUAUGUAUAACAGAAUGAAACGUUGCCCAGUCCUGUGCCAUCCUCAUAAACGUUGCUGUAUUUGAGCCCAUUGUUGUAGCCGCUGUGUCAGUCCAUCUCGUUGAGGGUCUUCCUCUUUUUCGAAGAUCUUCUACCAAGCGUAAUGUCCUUCUCCCGGGAUUGGUCCCUCCUAAUAAGAUGUUCAAAGUGUG
This is a messenger RNA of Loxodonta africana (African savanna elephant), 5031 nucleotides long. RefSeq names its product peroxisomal biogenesis factor 1 (gene PEX1). Bases 74 to 3928 code for a protein of 1284 amino acids. The transcript has 24 exons. Gene Ontology annotation, biological process: protein import into peroxisome matrix. NCBI's taxonomy places the organism in Eukaryota, Metazoa, Chordata, Mammalia, Proboscidea, Elephantidae. The record is from RefSeq and is a predicted model, not a curated record. Gene Ontology annotation, cellular component: peroxisomal membrane; peroxisome; cytosol. Gene Ontology annotation, molecular function: ATP hydrolysis activity; ATP binding.